AUGAUUGAUUAUCAGCAUAAACAUAUUUGGCCUGUGUAUUUAGAAUGUGCUGAUUUUGUUGGUGGACUCACUGCCAUCAAAGUAUAUUCCAAGUAUCUACAAUAUUUAGGUCCUCAAAUGUUAAAGGGAGUCAAGGAUCAUGAAGGAAGUGGGCCUAGUAAUCUGGAAGAUUUUAUUUAUAAAUUUAUCGAGUUUGGCGCCAGCAAAGAACACAAUUUGAAGUUGUGCCAACUCAUCUUAAGUAAACCUGAUGAUUGUCUUGGAUUACCCAAAUCUCCAGUACAAUAUUUAUUCGAAUAUAUUGAUAUAUUAAUAGAUUCCUGA
This is a messenger RNA of Hemisphaericaspora subhashii, 324 nucleotides long. RefSeq lists its product as uncharacterized. The record is from RefSeq and is a predicted model, not a curated record. NCBI's taxonomy places the organism in Eukaryota, Fungi, Ascomycota, Pichiomycetes, Serinales, Debaryomycetaceae. The coding region runs from base 1 to 324 and encodes 107 amino acids. The transcript has 2 exons.